Propithecus coquereli (Coquerel's sifaka) is the source of this 2673-nucleotide messenger RNA. RefSeq names its product olfactomedin-like 2B (gene OLFML2B). The record is from RefSeq and is a predicted model, not a curated record. Gene Ontology annotation, biological process: signal transduction. Bases 342 to 2612 code for a protein of 756 amino acids. The transcript has 8 exons. NCBI's taxonomy places the organism in Eukaryota, Metazoa, Chordata, Mammalia, Primates, Indriidae.
UCCCCGCUGCCCGCGCCGGCGCGCACUGCCGGUGUCUGCGGGACGCCUUCCUUCCACCUGAGCCCUCUCCAGCGGGCGACGCGCGCAGCUAGCCGGUGCCGCCCCCACCGCCCCAUCCUCCACUGGGGCCGCCAGUUCAAGGCUGCUCGCGUCGGGAAGGAGAUGCCCAGGGUCUCUGGGACGCGUCCUCUUGCCCCGUUUAGCCGCACCCAGCUUUAGAAGGCACUCCGAGCAGCCACUCUCGGGCUCCAGCCAAGACACCCUCUCGCCUCAAUCUUUGCCAAGAUCCCCGACCCCAGCCAUUCUCUGAAGGGGCCGAGGACCCUCUGGUCGCGUCCCUCAUGGCCAAGCCUCUGCUGCUGGUUUUCUGCUUCGCUCUGGUUGUGACUCCAGGCUGGGCGUCCAGCACUUCCCCUACAGGGACAAGCGAGCCCCCAGAUGUGCAGACAGUGGCGCCCACGGAGGAUGAGACUCUGCAAAACGAGGCGGACAACCAGGAGAACGUUUUAUCUCAGCUGCUGGGGGACUACGACAAAGUCAAGGCCGUGUCCGAGGGCUCAGACUGUCAGUGCAAGUGCGUGGUGAGACCCCUGGGCCGAGACGCCUGCCAGAGGAUCAACGCAGGGGCCUCCAGGAAGGAAGACUUCUACACGGUGGAGACCAUCACCUCAGGCCCAUCCUGCAAGUGUGCCUGUGUCGCGCCCCCGUCGGCCCUCAAUCCCUGUGAGGGAGACUUCAGGCUCCAGAAGCUGCGGGAGGCAGACAGCCAGGACUUGAAGCUCUCCACAAUCAUAGACAUGCUGGAAGGAGCAUUCUAUGGCCUGGAUCUCCUGAAGCUGCAUUCGGUCACCACCAAACUCGUGGGGCGAGUGGAUAGACUGGAGGAGGAAGUUUCUAAAAACCUCACCAAGGAAAACGAGCAAAUCAAAAAGGACAUGGAAGAAAUUCAAACUGAGAUGAACAAACGAGGCAAAGAAAACUGCUCCGAUAACGUCCUCGAUAGCAUGCCAGACAUCCGCUCGGCCCUGCAGAGGGACGCGGCAGCAGCCUACGCCCACCCAGAGUAUGAAGAGCGGUUUCUGCAGGAAGAAACCGUGUCCCAGCAGAUCAACUCCAUCGAGCUCCUGCAGACGCGACCCCUGGAUCCACCCGAGGUGGUGAAGCCACGGCGGCCCCUGCAGAGGCAGGUCCACCUGAGGGGCCGGCCGGCCUCCCAGCCCACUGUCAUCCGGGGCAUCACCUACUAUAAAGCCAAGGUCCCCGAGGAAGAGAAUGACAUCGAAGAGCAGCAAGACGAGUUCUUCAGUGGUGACAAUGGAGUGGACUUGCUGAUUGAAGAUCAGCUCCUGAGACACAACGACCUGCAGACCAGAGCCACCCGAAGGCCAGCAGCCACCCAUCCCGGACAUGACACUGCUGUGACAAGUGACCUGAGCACUCAGACCGCACCCCUGUCCUCAGCACUGCCACAGGCCCCGACCCCAGCUCCCAGCGUCGCCGACCCCGCUCUCUCUGCCUCAGUUAGACCACACUCAGCAACGCUCCCGACGACCUCAGCGUUUCCGGAUCCCACGGGGGAAGCAGUCCUUCAUCCUUCUCCUCAGGUUCCAGCCACCACCGUGGCCCACACGGCCACCCAGCCACCUCCGGCCCCAGCUUCUCCAGCAACGGCGCCUGGGGACACAUGGGUGGAGGCUACACACACGGCCCCAGCGCCUCCCACCACAGUCAGGACCAACUUGCUGGGGCAAGAUGCUACUGCUGGGCAGGGGACAACCCCUGCCGGCCCCACCCUGAGCCCCGAAGAAGAAGAUGACAUCCGGAAUGUCAUAGGAAGGUGCAAGGACACCCUCUCCACAAUCACGGGGCCAACCACCCAGAACACAUAUGGGCGGAACGAAGGGGCCUGGAUGAAGGACCCCCUGGCCAAGGAUGAGCGGAUUUACGUAACCAACUAUUACUACGGCAACACUUUGGUAGAGUUCCGGAACCUGGAGAACUUCAAACAAGGUCGCUGGAGCAAUUCCUACAAGCUCCCGUACAGCUGGAUCGGCACGGGCCACGUGGUGUACAACGGCGCCUUCUACUACAACCGGGCCUUCACCCGCAACAUCAUCAAGUACGACCUGAAGCAGCGCUACGUGGCUGCCUGGGCCAUGCUCCACGACGUGGCCUAUGAGGAGGCCACCCCCUGGCGGUGGCAGGGUCACUCGGACGUGGACUUUGCUGUGGACGAGAAUGGCCUGUGGCUCAUCUACCCGGCCCUGGAUGACGAGGGCUUCAGCCAGGAGGUGAUCGUCCUGAGCAAGCUCAACGCCGCGGACCUGAGCACGCAGAAGGAGACCACGUGGCGCACGGGGCUGCGGCGCAACUUCUACGGCAACUGCUUUGUCAUCUGCGGGGUGCUGUAUGCCGUGGACAGCUACAACCAGCGCAAUGCCAACAUCUCCUACGCCUUCGACACGCACACCAACACGCAGAUCGUGCCCAGGCUGCUGUUCGAGAAUGAGUACUCCUACACGACCCAGAUAGACUACAACCCCAAGGACCGCCUGCUCUAUGCCUGGGACAACGGCCACCAGGUCACCUACCACGUCAUCUUUGCCUACUGACCCCUUGUCCCUGCAAGCAGAAGCACAGAGGGGCCGCUAGCACCUUGUGUGUGUGUGUGUG